GGGUCGUGGAGCCGCCCGAUGCUGGCAGUGGGGCCCGCCAUGGACGGCGAGUUUCCUCAGCACGAACCCCCGCCAGCGGGCGGCAUCCUGUACAGCCCGCCGCCGCUGCAGACCCCGCUGUGCGGGUCCGGCGUCCAGGCUGUACACUGAGCCUGUCCCUGGUGGGCUACCAGCUGUGAGGGCUGCCCCCUACCCGGGCCACUCUGGGUGCAGCUCCCGCUGACGCUGAGCGUGUAUGUGGUCGGUGUGGUCAGGAUACUUGGUGCCACUCCCCUUCAUCUGUCCUGGCUGGGCUGAGCCACCGUCAGGAGAAGGAGACCUACCCCAGGACUGCCAGUGUCAUUGAGGUGGCCAGAUUUAGCAACUGAAACUGCAGACAUUUAAUGACACAACACCAUGCUGCACUACCCGUGGUGGAGCUCCUUCUCGCCCACGCCGUACCCAGCCUUCUCCAGCGAAAGCCACCAGUUCGUGAACUCCGCCUCCUUCAUCGUCAGCCAGCCCUGCGCGGACACCAGCUGCGGACCUUCCGCCGCCACCCCCAGCUUCCUGCCAAAGACAGGCGACUUUCCUCAGGACUCCGCGUACCUCGACGAGCUCUCCAACGCCUCCAUCUUUUCCUCGUCCGUGGACUCCCUCUCAGACAUCGCGGACACACCUGACUUCCUGCCGGCUGACAGCCUCAGCCAGGUGCCCACCAUCUGGGAUGUGAGCACUGGUCCCUCCGCCCAGGAUAAGCUGCUCCUGCCCCGCGGGCCGUGGACGGGCGUCGAGGACCCCGUGUCCUCUCUCUCCAGCACCCCGCUCCUCGUCAGCUACCAGUCUCAAAGUCAGCCUGAGGAGGAGGAGGAGGCAGAGGAGGAGGAGGGGGACGAGCUGGGCCACGCAGAGACCUACGCCGACUACGUGCCCUCCAAAUCCAAGAUCGGGAAGCAGCACCCUGACCGCGUGGUGGAGACUAGCACGCUGUCCAGUGUCCCACCGCCAGACAUCACCUACACCCUUGCCCUGCCCACCUCGGACAGCGGGGCCCUGUCUGCCCUGCAGCUGGAGGCCAUCACCUACGCCUGCCAGCAACACGAGGUCCUGCUCCCCAGCGGACAGCGGGCCGGCUUCCUCAUUGGCGACGGUGCGGGUGUCGGCAAGGGGCGCACGGUGGCUGGCAUCAUCCUGGAGAAUUUCCUGCGGGGCCGGAAGAAGUCACUGUGGUUCAGCGUCUCCAACGAUCUCAAGUAUGACGCGGAGCGUGACCUUCGGGACAUCGACGCCCCCGGCAUCGCGGUGCACGCGCUGAGCAAGAUCAAGUACGGCGACAACACUACCUCAGAGGGCGUCCUCUUUGCCACCUACUCAGCCCUGAUCGGGGAGAGCCAGGCCGGCGGGCAGCACCGCACGCGCAUCCGCCAGAUCUUGGAGUGGUGCGGGGAAGCCUUCGACGGAGUCAUCGUGUUUGACGAGUGUCACAAAGCCAAGAAUGCCAGCUCCACGAAGAUGGGCAAGGCUGUCCUGGAUCUGCAGAACAAGCUGCCCCUGGCCAGGGUGGUCUACGCCAGCGCCACAGGUGCCUCUGAGCCCCGGAACAUGAUCUACAUGAGCCGCCUGGGCAUCUGGGGGGACGGCACGCCCUUCCGAACCUUCGAGGAGUUUCUGCAUGCCAUCGAGAAGAGGGGCGUGGGCGCCAUGGAGAUCGUGGCCAUGGACAUGAAAGUCAGCGGCAUGUACAUCGCACGCCAGCUCAGCUUCUCCGGCGUCACCUUCCGCAUCGAGGAGAUCCCGCUGGCCCCAGCCUUCGAGCGCGUCUACAACCGCGCGGCCCUGCUGUGGGCCGAGGCCCUGGGCGUGUUCCAGCAGGCCGCCGACUGGAUCGGCCUGGAGUCCCGCAAGUCCCUGUGGGGCCAGUUCUGGUCGGCCCACCAGCGCUUCUUCAAGUACCUCUGUGUGGCCGCCAAAGUGCACCGGCUGGUGGAGCUGGCCCGGGAGGAGCUGGCCCGGGACAAGUGUGUGGUCAUCGGGCUGCAGUCCACGGGUGAGGCUCGGACCCGGGAGGUGCUGGACCAGAAGGACGGGCAGCUCGAUUGCUUUGUCUCCGCCGCUGAGGGUGUCUUUUUGUCACUAAUUCAGAAGCACUUUCCUUCAACCAAAAGAAAGCGAGAGAGAGGAGUUGGCAGUAAGAGAAAACGGCGGCCACGGGGCCGUGGGGCCAAGGCGCCCAGGCUGGUGUGCGAGGUGGCAGGCGUGAUCCGGAUCAGUGACGACAGCAGCACCGAGUCAGAUGCCGGCCUGGACAGUGACUUCCACUCCUCCCCUGAGUCCGUGCUGGAUGACGACGUAGUCAUUCUGGACGCCAUCGGGCUGCCGGCCGAUGACCGCGGUGAGGCCUGCAGCCCAGCAUUUGCCACCUUACAGACAGGGGAGUCGGGCUCAGAAUGUCAUCAGGGCCACGCGCCUGGCCUGAGGCAGAGGGGGUUCACACCAGCAGUCUGGGGGCCCCUGUGCCCCCUGCAGCGAGACCCACACGGCCCUGGUGUCCUGGAGCGUGUGGAGCGGCUAAGGCAGGACCUCCUGGCCAAAGUGCGGGCGCUGGGCCGGGAGCUGCCCGUCAACACUCUGGACGAGCUCAUCGACCAGCUUGGGGGCCCCGAGCACGUGGCUGAGAUGACUGGCAGGAAGGGCCGUGUGGUGUCCAGGCCCGACGGGACGGUGGCCUUUGAGUCUCGGGCAGAGCAAGGCCUCUCCAUCGACCACGUGAACCUCAGGGAGAAGGAGCGCUUCAUGAGUGGGGAGAAGCUCGUGGCCAUCAUCUCCGAGGCCUCCAGCUCUGGCAUCUCCCUCCAAGCGGACCGCCGCGUCCAGAACCAGCGACGCCGGGUCCACAUGACACUGGAGCUGCCCUGGAGCGCGGACCGGGCCAUCCAGCAGUUCGGCCGGACCCACAGGUCCAACCAGGUCUCUGCCCCCGAGUACGUCUUCCUCAUCUCCGAGCUGGCCGGGGAGCGAAGGUUCGCCUCCAUCGUUGCCAAGCGGCUGGAGAGCCUGGGGGCUCUGACCCAUGGGGACCGCCGCGCCACUGAGUCCCGUGACCUGAGCAAGUACAACUUUGAGAACAAGUACGGCGCCCGGGCCCUCAGCUGUGUCCUCACCACCAUCCUGAGCCAGACUGAGAACAAGGUGCCGCUGCCCCAGGGCUACCCCGGAGGAGAUGCCGCCUUUUUCCGGGAUAUGAAGCAGGGCCUGCUGUCGGUUGGCAUUGGUGGGCGUGAGUCCCGCUCUGGCUGUCUGGAUGUGGAGAAGGACUGCUCCAUCAAGUUCUUGAGCACCCCCCACCCCCCAGACUGCUCCAUCACCAAGUUCCUGAACCGCAUCCUGGGGCUAGAGGUGCACAAGCAGAACGCGCUGUUCCAGUAUUUCUCCGACACCUUCGACCACCUCAUCGAUGUGGACAAGAAGGAGGGCAAAUACGACAUGGGCAUCUUGGACCUGGCUCCAGGCGUUGAUGAGAUCUAUGAGGAGAGCCAGCAGGUGUUCCUUGCCCCUGGGCACCCACAGGAUGGGCAGGUGGUCUUCUAUAAGAUCAGCGUGGACCGCGGCCUGAAAUGGGACGAGGCUUACGCCAAGUCCCUGGAGCUGACGGGCCCCCACGACGGCUUCUACCUCUCCUACAAGGUCCGGGACAACAAGCCCAGCUGCCUCCUGGCGGAGCAGAACCGCGGCAAGCACUUCACGGUGUACAAGCCUAACGUGGGCCGGCAGAGCCAGCUGGAGACCUUCGACAGCCUGUGCCGGAAGUUCCACUGGGUGACAGCGGAGGAGGCCAGGGAGCACUGGGAGAACAGCUACGCCUUCUCGCUGACGCACUGCAGCCACACCGCAUGGAACCGGCACUGCCGGCUGGUGCAGGAGGGCAAGGACUGCGUGCAGGGCCUGCGGCUGCGGCACCACUACAUGCUGUGCGGGGCCCUGCUGCGCGUGUGGGGCCGCAUCGCCGCCGUCAUGGCCGACGUCACCAGCAGCAGCUACCUGCAGAUCGUGCGCCUCAAGACCAAGGACCAGAAGAAGCAAGUCGGCAUCAAGAUCCCCGAGGGCUGCGUGCGCCGCGUGCUGCAGGAGCUACAGCUCAUGGACGACGACGUCAAGCGCAAGCACGCGCGGGGCCGAGGCCUCCCCGCGCCGCCGCCGCCGCCGCCGCCGCCCGCCCUGCGCCCACUCGAGCUGCCUUGCGGCCCCGGCGAGAUCCUGGACCUCACCUACAGCCCGCCGGCCCAGGCCUUCCCGCAGCCCCCGCCCUUUGCCUUCCCGCCCCCGGACCCCGUGCCAGCCCCCGGCGGCCUGCCCCUGGGCGCCCCGGACUCCGCAGCCGACGCCGCCGCCGCGGCCUUGGCACACCAGCGCCGUGACAUCAACUUCAAGGAGGUGCUGGAGGACAUGCUGCGCUCCCUCAACGCCGGGCCUGGCGCCGGGGCAGCCGGAGCGCCCGCGGGGAGCGGGGGGCCCGAGCGGCAGAGCGUCAUCCAGUUCGGCCCCCCCUUUCCCAGCUCGUAGGCCCGGCAAGCGGCCCACAGCCGGCGUCCGAGAGGAAACUUACUUAUCUGCAAUACCACGUCUCCGUGGACUCGAACUUCUCUCCUGCCGGCCUGGGUGGCGGGCGGGUGGUGAGCCGGGGCCCAGGGCCCCCCCUGCUGACUUCCGGGGAGGGGCUGCCACGCCCCCACGCCCCCGCCCCCAGCUUCCGGAGGCCUCCACUGUAGUGCCUUCCCUACCGGGCAGACCCCUCAAGAUGCUGCUGCCCGCCCUUCGGGGCCCUCCCAGGCAGCGCAGGUCCCACUCAGGAUGUCGCGGGGUCCAGGCUUGGGCAGGGCCCGGGGGUGAGGGGCACACCCUGCCCGUGCCUCUGCCCUCUCCUGCCCUCCAGGCCUAGACAGGAGCUCCCCAUCCCACCUCACCCCACCCACCCUCAGGGCCUGGUCUGACCAGAAACCCCUGAAAUCCACAAAACUGGGUGGCCCCAAGAGCUGGAAACUCAGGAAACCCCAGGUGCUCAGGGCCCUGCCUUCUCUGGGGGACUCCAUGGGACAGACCCCACCCCCAUUAAUAUAUGCAAUUCUUCCCCACUCUCUCUGCUCCCUAAAUUAUUGCCCCGCCCUCUCUCCCAGGCCCCAGAACCUGCCGUGGAGCUGGCGGUGUGGGUGGGUCCCUGGUUUCUAUGUGUAUUUAUAAUUAAUGCAGGUGUACAUAUGUAAAGAGAUCUUUUUUUAAAUAUAUGUGCCUUUUCACUA
Molecule: messenger RNA, 5273 nt
Organism: Neofelis nebulosa (Clouded leopard)
Lineage: Eukaryota; Metazoa; Chordata; Mammalia; Carnivora; Felidae
Gene: SBNO2
Product: strawberry notch homolog 2
Exons: 32
Coding region: 397-4539 (1380 amino acids)
Biological process (GO): regulation of DNA-templated transcription
Cellular component (GO): nucleus
Molecular function (GO): chromatin DNA binding; histone binding
Source: RefSeq, a predicted model, not a curated record